Microthlaspi erraticum is the source of this 1038-nucleotide messenger RNA. The record is from the annotation of a GenBank genome assembly. Lineage: Eukaryota; Viridiplantae; Streptophyta; Magnoliopsida; Brassicales; Brassicaceae.
AUGGGAGACCAUAAUGAUUCCGUUUCGGCGCAGCUCGCAAAACUCACGGAGCUGGUUCAAGGGAUUCACACAAAGUUGGAGAUGAUAACGUCCGCUACUGCGCAUACCAAGACGCUGCUAGAAGAACUGCUACAACAGCAGAUGCAUCCAAGAGGUCGAAUGUAUCGGUAUCCACAGAGAGAUGCAAACGCAGUGCCUGAUCAAACUCCAAACACGUUUUCUGACCCAUAUGACGUGUAUUGUGGUGGUGCUUGUGGUGUGCAUCACCUUGGUGCACCUGCUUUUCAAUAUUUUCCAAUUAGCUCUUUGGCUUCAUCACUUGCUAAGGCAACUCCACAGCAUCAGAAAAAUAUGCUAGGUGAGAAUCUAUACCCGCUUGUGGAGCAGCUGGAGCCAGAAUCAGCAGCUAAAGUCACAGGAAUGCUUCUUGAGAUGGACCUAACCGAAGUACUUUACUUGCUAGAGUCUCCUAAAGCACUUAAAGCUAAAGUUGCAGAGGCAAUGGAUGUUCUGAAGAGUGUAGCAGGCGAGCAUACCAAGACGGUGCUAGAAGACGUUCAUAGUGUCACAAGUCAUCAUCAGCAGAUGCAUCCAAGAGGCCGAAUGGAUCGGUAUCCACAGAGAGAUGUAAACGCAAUGCCUGGUCUAACUCCAAACAUGCCUUCUGUCCCAUAUGACGUGUAUGGUGGUGCUCGUGGUGUGCAUGACCGUGACGCGCCUGCUUUUCAAUAUGUUUAUCUUGGAUCUUGGGCUAAAUCACUUGCUGAUGCAUCUCCACAGCAUCAGAGAGCGAUGCUUGGUCAGAAUCUAUACCCGCUUGUGGAGCAGCUGGAGCCAGAAUCAGCAGCUAAAGUCACAGGAAUGCUUCUUGGGAUGGACCUAACCGAAUUACUUCUCUUGCUGGAGUCUCCUGAAGCACUUAAAGCUAAAGUUAAAGAGGCAAUGGAUGUUCUGAGGAGUGUACCUCAGCAGCAGCAAGCCGGUGGUGCAGCUGAUCAGCUAGCUUCUCUGUCUCUUGGAGACAACGUCGAAACUUGA